GGGACUCAGAUAAGAAAAUGUACUGGUUGUUGAGAGGACCAACUGCAGACAGCUUGUGUGUGAAGAUAAUAGAACACCCCUCUACUGCACAACCCUGGGCUGUCAGCAGUACAUUUGUUUAGCCUGACUGAGGAGACACUGCCGUGGAAUUUUUAAGCAUUUCACAGAGCUAUGGGGGAGAAGGAGCAGUCUACAGGAGGGCCUCAUUUUGUGGGGAAAAGAGAUGAACUGAUUGCAGCGAAGCGCUCGUUCAGAACACUGGAGGGCCGGGAUAUACUCAUCGUCUACCAUCAGAGAGUCUUCUACGCUCUGGAUUCUUACUGUUACCAUGCUGGGGGAAAGCUGCAGAAUGGAGACAUUGAGGAAAUUGACAGCAAGCUGUGCAUAAUUUGUCCAAAGCACAAGUACAAGAUCUCUCUGGCCGAAGGGGAGGGUUUAUACAAGGGCACCGACCCCACGCAAAAGCCGUCUGUGCCCAGAUGGUACUCCAAGGGUGUGAAGCAGCGGGUCCACAUGGUCACCGAGACAGACGGGGAAGUCUACGUCCGGCUCUCCACGCACACGGGCUGGAUCGAGUCAGACUACUUCCAGGGAGAAAAGGGCAAGGUGGAGAGGGAAAAAGUCGAGGCUGCAGAGAAGAAGAAAUCCUGAUGAUGGAUGCAGAUGGAUGCAGAUGCCUGUCUCCUCGGACAUCCUCGGACUUCCUCCAAGUGAUUGCGUGAUGACUGAAUGGAGAGGAUGUCAGAUAUUAAAUUACCACUUCAAGUAAUCAGUUGGGUUUGCAUGGCCUUAUAACAUUGGUCUCAAUUUAAUUUAUUUAGGGAGGAUUUAGAAUUCUCAAUUGCUUUAAUUGUGGCUUUCUAUUGGUUCACAGAUAUGACAAGGUUUUCCUAUAAAGUUAGAUCAUGUGUUUCAGUGUCACAUGGACUUUUCUUUCUUAAAAUGAUCGUGUGGUUCACUAAAUAAACUUUUCUUUUUCAGGGUGA
This is a messenger RNA of Scophthalmus maximus (turbot), 986 nucleotides long. It is a transcript of the gene rfesd, whose product is annotated as Rieske (Fe-S) domain containing. The transcript has 4 exons. Bases 172 to 651 code for a protein of 159 amino acids. Lineage: Eukaryota; Metazoa; Chordata; Actinopteri; Pleuronectiformes; Scophthalmidae. Gene Ontology annotation, molecular function: 2 iron, 2 sulfur cluster binding. The record is from RefSeq and is a predicted model, not a curated record.